CUCUCUGACAUAAUCCAUAUCCAAAAUAAUAAUAAUAAUAAUAAUAAUAGAAGCAUUAGAAACCCAUUUCCUCGUUUUGAAGUCUGGAUCUCCUUUGCUAGGGUUUUGCUCCAGCUUCCUCUCCAGCUCUUGAUUCAUCUUCACCCUGUCUUGUGGAGAUAACAGUUCAUAAGUUUUUAAGGUUUUUGGCUUCGUUUGACAAUGGGGGAUGCAGAAAAUUCCCUUCCUCCUUCAAAGAAGAGAGCUGCUGGAAGGGAGAUCUCCAGAGAUAACCCUGGUCUUGAUGAUGAUGACUCUGUCGAGCAAGAAACUGGGACUUUCAAGAGAGCCAGUGAUGAGAUACUGGCAGGCAGAAGAAUUGUGAAAGUUCGUCGCAACCAAACCACAUCAACUCCAUCAUCCAAUCCAUUUGCUAGCAUUCGCCUAGUUCCUCCUACUGAGCCAAUUGCAGGCACUGCUGUAGCCACAACUGAAGUAGUUAGUACUAGGCAGCAAAUUUCAGAAGAAGGGAAAAGUGAUGUUUGCGAGGAUGUUGAAAAGGGUAAAGGUGAGAAGACUGAGCUGUCAGAGAGUGAGAUUGAUAAGCCAGUGGCUGAAAGUGCUGAAGAUAAGAAGAAUGUUGUAGAUAAGGAGAAAAGUAAGGAACCAGAAGGAAAGACUGAUGAGCCUGUGGCUGAGACUGCUAUGGACAAGGAGAGUGUGGAAGAUAAGGGAAAUACCAAAGAUGAGCCAGUGACUGAAAUUGCUACAGAUAUGGAGAAGAGUGAGGAAUCAGAGGGCAAGGCUGAUGAGCCAGUGGCUGGGAUUGCUAUAGACAAGGAGAGUGCGGAAGAUAAGGGAAAUAACAGUACAGUCAAUGAGGCAACUGAAUUGAAGGUGGAUAAUGAGAAACCAUCGGAAGAUGAGACUGAGAAAGAAAAGGCUACAGGAGAUGAUGAUGCAGAAAAUCAAGAUAAGAAGGAUAAUGGUAAUGAAAAUGUUGAUCAAAGUUCUGAAGGUGCCCCUUUGAAUUCAUUCCAACAGCUUUCAAGUAGCCAGAAUGCUUUCACAGGGCUUGCUGGAACAGGGUUUUCGACUACUUCGUUCACCUUUGGUUCAUUUCCAAAGGAUGGCUCUGUAAUGGGUGGUGGUUCUGGUUCUCUGUUUGGGCAGAAAAAUGAACAACCUUCUUUUGGAUUCGGCCUCUCUAACAAUGGAAGUUCUUCACUGGCAUCUAUUGUCUCAAAGACAGAGGGAACUGGUUUUCCAUCUAUGCAGGAGGUUCCAGUUGAGACAGGGGAAGAGAAUGAAAGAGUGGUUUUCUCUGCUGAUUCAGUGUUGUUUGAAUUUCUCGAUGGUGGCUGGAAGGAGCGUGGAAAGGGAGAACUCAGGGUCAAUGUAUCUACCACUGGAGCUGAAAGAGCCAGACUUCUAAUGAGAGCUAGGGGUAAUUUCAGGUUAAUUCUGAAUGCAAAUAUUUAUCCUGAUAUGAAGCUUACAAAUAUGGACAAGCGUGGUAUCACUUUUGCCUGCAUGAAUAGUAUUGGUGAAGGUAAGGACAGCCUUUCCACUUUCGCACUGAAGUUCAAAGACAGUUCCAUUGUGGAAGAGUUUCGUGCAGCUGUCACUGCACAUAGAGAUAAAGCACCUGUAGCUCUGAAGACUCCAGAGAAUUCUCCGAAGGCUUCUGAUGAGUGAGGUGCCUCACAUUGAACCGCAUAAAAGUGUUGUACUGGAAACCGUUAACUGUUCUUCAUUGAAGAGAAGUAUUACUUUCAGGUUAUCCUGAUGCCUUUGUAGCAGAGUUUGAAAAGGUGCACUCCCCUUUUUGUUGUUGAACUUCGGUUUAGUCUUCAGGAGAAUGCUCCUUAUUUUAGGUUAUUACCUGCUUCAACUGCAUAAAUUUACAGCUGAAAAGACACGGAAAGUUUUAUAGUUGCUCCCUUGCACAAGGGAUACAUAUAUCGUAUUGCAUUGUUGCAUGUUGAAUGUUUACUGGACGUCCGGCAUGAAUUUAUCCUUUA
Populus euphratica (Euphrates poplar) is the source of this 2003-nucleotide messenger RNA. RefSeq names its product nuclear pore complex protein NUP50B. Gene Ontology annotation, cellular component: nuclear pore. Gene Ontology annotation, biological process: intracellular transport. The transcript is spliced from 2 exons. The coding region runs from base 202 to 1677 and encodes 491 amino acids. NCBI's taxonomy places the organism in Eukaryota, Viridiplantae, Streptophyta, Magnoliopsida, Malpighiales, Salicaceae. The record is from RefSeq and is a predicted model, not a curated record.